Molecule: messenger RNA, 258 nt
Organism: Rhodotorula toruloides NP11
Lineage: Eukaryota; Fungi; Basidiomycota; Microbotryomycetes; Sporidiobolales; Sporidiobolaceae
Exons: 3
Coding region: 1-258 (85 amino acids)
Source: RefSeq, a predicted model, not a curated record
AUGGGCUUGACAACGACGCUCAAAGACAUGGUCGGCGUCCACACCGGCCCCGAAGGCCCGCGGGAGGAAGGACAGUCGUCGUCGCUUCCUCCUGCCGGUCAGCAGCCUCCGCCGAGUCCGCAUUUCCAGGGUCCGGGAGGGGAAGAAGCGCCGCAGAACGGAGGGAACUGCGACUACGAACGAGUCGGAACGGAGCCAGCGAGCAACGGAGCGGAGGAACGAGCUGCAGCCGCGGCCUCGAGUCCGACAACUCCCUGA